Stylophora pistillata is the source of this 1560-nucleotide messenger RNA. RefSeq lists its product as uncharacterized. Gene Ontology annotation, molecular function: sequence-specific DNA binding. NCBI's taxonomy places the organism in Eukaryota, Metazoa, Cnidaria, Anthozoa, Scleractinia, Pocilloporidae. The record is from RefSeq and is a predicted model, not a curated record.
UAUUAAUCCGGCAGCCAUUUAUGAAAGUGGUCUAUGGCGGAAAAGAAUAGGCCAGUACGGAAAGGUGGACGUUAUUGUGUGGCUGGGGCGCCCAACAAUAGAAGCUGUACGAGUACCAGCUACACACCAGGUAUUUCGAUGCACCAGUUUCCUGUAAAUCCAACAGUGAGAGCCCAAUGGGUGAAAUUCGUGCAGCGGCACCGAGUUGAUUUCGGCGAACCUGUUGCCAAACAUGCCUCGUUGUGUUCGGCUCACUUUGAGCAAAGUUGUUACGAGGGCAGCUUGGCAUUUUCGCUGGACGGUAUGACGCAGAUAAAACGGAACAAAGUUCUUAUCAAGGGCUCUGUUCCAACAAGACAUGCAGUUCUACCAGAAGGUCCUGAAGUUCUGACAGAUCGCAAAAGGCGACAGCUAAGGCGUGAUGCCUUUGCAGACUUUCAUGAGUCAGAGGCGAAGAAAAAGAAGGUUGAUGAGGCCAGGGAAGAAUCAAUGAGUAACCUUGUAGAUGAUCAUGAUGAUGAUACAAAUGAAGAGAAUCCGUUCAACAUCGCAACAGAUGUGUGCAUGAGCCCAACUGAUGAAAGUUCUGGCAGCACCAAUACCUCAACUGCUACUGUUUCUGUUAUCACUCCUUUCACUUCUCCAGUUGCCUUGACCUCCACCAACAAUACCUGUACUACGCCAGUCAAUACAGCACCAUCCCCCAAUGUAACACCAUUGCAAGGCAGCUCUUGUGUAGAUUGUGUAUAUAAAUCCAAAUUAAAAAAUCAGAAGAAGCAAACUAUGCGUCUAAGGAGAAUAGUAAAGGAACAGAAAAAGGAGAUAAGAGAGCUCAAAAGUAAAGUAAUUGAAACAGCAUCUGAAGGAGAAAUUGAUGUGCAGGAGGAAAGUGGGUCCAAAGAUUUAUUUAUCUGGUCAAGCACUGGGACUGAUACAGAUAUGGCAACAGAGAAUGAGGAUGGGGACUGGAAGUCACAGGCAGGAGGUUCCACAGAAGCUGAAGGUACUGAGGAUGAUGAAGAGGAAGAGAAUCUCUCAGAAGAAAGCAUGGAAAAAGAUAUCAGAGUUGAUCCAGAUACCCCUGAAUAUGAUGAUUGUCUCCACAGAGGAUGUCUUCUACAUGUUUUUUCCAUGAAGCAGAGCAGGCUAAACUACAGAUGUCUAUCAGUGACGAUACCCCAAGCAGCAGUCAACCCACUUCAAGACGACCUUACAAUUGUUCAAUAUGCCAAAAACCAUUGUGAAGUCACAAAAGCCGUUGCAAAAAAUAAAGUGACCAAACUUUUGUCACAGGAAGGUUUUCUGCGUGGUACAAUUUUCCUUCUUACUUCAAAUUUUCCAUGCCUGCAUUGCACUGUACUCAUCGACUUACAAUAUUUGCAGUGUACCUACAACAAGUUGAAAUUUUAAAUUUAGUCAAACUAGUGUGCAUGUAGAACCUAAGCUGUUUCUGGUUCACAGUCCAUACAUUACCAAACAAUAGAACAAGAAACAACCACCCAUGAAAAUCAAUUUGAAAAUUGUUGUUUACCGAGACAAUCAGUGUAGAACAAUCAUGUC